GUAUAAAUACCGUAUAUCGCGAUAUCAGCGUCAGUUCAUAGCUGGAAGAAUACGAAUUAUUAUUCGUCAAUCGCAGUCCAUUGUUGUGGAGCAGGAAACGAUAUUCCCGAAUCGAAACAUGAAGCAAACGUUCUUAAUUUUCUCCAUGCUCGUCGUUGCCGCAAUGAGCGUCGACGAAAAUUUUGUGGAAAGAUUAGCGAAUGGUGCAGACAUGACGAAAGAGGAAGUAAUGAUAUGCGUCAAUAAAACAAGCGUAACAGUCGACCUAAUGCACUUUGACCAAAUUGUGGUAGACGAUUUAAAUACCAUAGAUUUCGACGACAAGGCCUUAAAAGCCGGCUGCCUCUUCGCCUGUAUAGCCAAAAAAAAAGGAAUGAUGACAGGUGCGCAUGUGAAUAUAGAAAAAGUUAAAGAAAUAAUGAACGCCAAGGCUAAAAGAGGAACACCUGACAAACGCGCCAAAGGCUUCCAAAUACUAGAUUUGUGCGCCGAUCGAGUUAGAGGCAAGACUAACGAGUGCGAAGUGACCCUCAAAUUUGUAUUCUGCUGCUUGCAUGAAACGCAAAAAUACAUGGAAAAUGAUAAUAAAAAUGAUAAUGAAAAUGAUAAUGAAUAAAAUAUAAGAAAUUAAAAACGAUAUUAUACAUAUAUAU
Molecule: messenger RNA, 653 nt
Organism: Dinoponera quadriceps
Lineage: Eukaryota; Metazoa; Arthropoda; Insecta; Hymenoptera; Formicidae
Product: pheromone-binding protein Gp-9-like
Exons: 5
Coding region: 119-616 (165 amino acids)
Molecular function (GO): odorant binding
Source: RefSeq, a predicted model, not a curated record